UUUUGAACUUUGAAAAUUUAAAAAGAAAGAAAAAAAAAAUUAUAAGUUCAUAAAAAUCGUCUCAAGCAACUCUCAUGCCUGAGGAUAUUUUAGAAGAUGAAAUUGCAAUUAUAAUAAACGAGCUACCAUCUAAUAUAUUUAUUAAUGCAGACAAGGAAAUAAGAAAUCAACAAAUUCACGAGUUCGCUUUAGAUAUUCAGAACAGUUCAGAAAAUGCAUCAAAAGAUGUAACGAAAGAAAUUAUUGAGUGGCUAACAAAAAUAAUAAAACCAGAAGAGAUACAAACAUUAAAUUCAUUCAAGAAACAACUCAUAGAAAGAAUAAAUAGUUUACUACGAGAAAGGACUUCAAAUGAUUACCGACAAGACAGACUAUCUAAUGGAAUGGAAGAUGUUGGAAAUGGAAAAGUAACAUCAAUUUGUUGCGAAUUAAACGCAAAUAAUAUUCACGACCCUGAAAAUGAUUUUAAAGAAUUUAUCGUAAAAUACAUCGAACACUAUUACGAUGUGGAAAAUUCAAUAGCUAGAGAAGCAUUCGGUGAAACGUUAAAGGUUGAGCUUCAAAAACUAAGUGCAUCUACAACAAAAGUAUAUGAUAAAUCUACUAAAAAUGAACAGCAUGUAAUAUCUACGCCAGAUAGUUUACCUAGAGAACUUAAAUAUGUUAAUAUCAUUUCAGAUUGGUUAAAAACACUUCCGUUACAAACAACAUUUGAUAGACAAGGAAAUAGAUCUCGUAGCGAAUUUGUUAACUCCUUAGCCAAAAAUUUAAGUAACGUUGAAGAAAGUAGAAUGAUUCGCCUGACUGGAAUGGAGUACAGAGUGUAUCUUGCGUCGAUAAUAAAUAAAUACGCAAAUCAACUGCUGAUGCCUGCGUAUAAUAAGAAAAAUUUGGAUGCAGUGGUCGAUGAUUUAGUUCAUAAAAUAGAGGAAGUCCGCCCUCGCCUAUGUUGUCAAAUGGCAAAAUGUAAAAGCAACAUAUCUUCAAUAAACAGAACCAAUAUACCAGAUGAACAACUUAGUGAUUUUAUUGAAGUAUAUAUUCGCGAGAAUUAUGAGGAGCUCAGUGAAGAUGAAUUGAAGCUAGAUGCCAUAUCUGCAAGGCUCUUUAAAGAAAUAAAUAAGAAGAAGAGUGAAAUUCCAGAACAUUCAAAUGCUGAUGAAGCUGAAGAGAGAGAUGAACCAGUAAGAAGAUUGAGUUUCAAGCUGAGCUAUGCCAAAGAGAUUGUAGAUUGCUUAAAUAAUUUACCAUUACUACCAAUAAUGGAUAAAACUUCCAGGGAUUUAAGAGUCAAAAUGAUCAGUAAACUUGCAGAAAUAAUGUACGACAGAUGGCGAGCUCUACAUGAUGAUACUAAUGACACUUAUUUUAAUACACUUUUAUCAGAAUACCUGAUGCGAUGGAUUUCAGAAUUUCCACUCGAUACAAGUAAAGAAAUCGAUGAAUCCAUUGUCAUUCAACAAUUAUUGAAUCGAAUGGAACGAGUUAAUAGACAAAAAUUGGAAAGAAAAGAAAUAUCUCAAGGUAAUCAUGAAAGAAACUCGAGAGAAAUGUGUAAAUUUCCUUACACGUGUUGUAAUAAAAUGAACACUACUCAAAACAAUCAAGAUCCCGGAGCUGCUAUUGUAGAGGCAAUAGAGAAUUGGUGUGCUGCGUUACCAGUUCAAACAGAAGAUAAAACAAAUAAUGAUAUGAUAAAAAACUCCGUAUCCACCAAUCUAUUUAAAAAAAUAAGUGAACUUAGUAUGAAUCCAAAAUGUUUAACUGAUAAUAAUCUUUAUCGAGAAUUGUUGUCCGAAGAAAUAGAUGAGCAGCUUGGCAAGCUGCCACAUAAUUCAAAACUUCAAACACUCAAAGAAGACCUGAAACAACUAUUAGUAUCCAAAAUAAUGGAGAAGAGAGUAGAAAUUAGAGAACAGGCUUCCAGUACCGUAUAUAAGCAAGAGUUAGAAAAAACAAUUGAACUGUCACUUCUUAAUCCAGUACUAGCUUAUCAAGAAGAGAGUCCUGGUUUCAAAAUGUUUAAAGAUUGUCUAGCAACAAUGUUUAUUCUCGAUAACUUUGAUUAUGGUUACGAUAAAAUUAAAGAAAAUUGUUUAAUAAGAAUAAAAAAAGAAAUUGACAAAUAUUUUCCAGAAGUUCAGAAAAGAAACACCAUACCACUCAAUAAAGAUCAAAUCUAUAAUGAGUUGUAUAGUCAACUAUUUAACGUCCCCCUUCCAAAUAACACAUCUAUCGCUGAAGAAGUGGAGGAAAUUAAAACAAGGUGUGACAUUGACGCUUGGUUUGAAACUUUACCUCUUAGAACAGCUUCUUCUGAUGGUGAAAUUUUAGCAAGAAAUCAAAUUAUAGCUAUGCUUGCUAAGCGAAUUCAUAGAAUGGAAAAAUAUGAACAAAAUUCUGAUAGUAAGAUCCACAAAGAAACUACAAAAUGGCUGUUAAAAUUACCUUUAUUACCGGGUCAGGAAGACAAUGUUAAUGAAUUAGCUUACGAAUUACUACAAAGACUUAAAUCAACUUUAAGUAAUAGAAAAUGCACACAACGUAAUGAAAUUACGUAUAAAGAUAAAUCUAUAAUUAAUAAUAACAAGAGAAAGAGCAAAGGAAUUUUGGGUACUAGUCAAAUUGCUGGUCCGAGUAGUGAAAAUAAAGCAUGGCCAUGUCCUGCUUCACCCACUUGUUGUCAAACAUCUCCACCGAAACCCACAAAGCCAGCAGACAUGCUUGUGGAUAUUGUCGAAAUGUGGUGUGAAGGAAUUCCACUACAUGUGGAUAAUAGAGAUAACACAAAAGUGAUCAAGGACAAUCUUACUAUUAAAGUUAUUAUGAAAAUAAGCGAACUAAAUGGAAAUUCUGAAACGUUAAACAAUGAUUUCUUAUACGACGCUUUGCUUGACGAUGAGCUAGAAAAUCUAUUGUCUACCUUACCGACAUCUGACGAGUUUAAUCAAAGCAAAGAUCUAAGAAAAAAACAAUUGAAAGUUGCUAUUAAAUCUGUCAAACCUCUUAUUCAAAAAGAAAAAGCCAGAUAUGAGUAUAAACAAGAAUUGCAGAAUAUUGUGGAUAAUUUCUUAAAAGAACCGCAAAAUUUAAUGCCUAAAAUAAGAGGUUUAUACAUCAGUAUACAAAAUGAUGUCAUAGAUAAUUUUAUUUUAUACAAUUACCACAAGAAUGAUGAAGACGGCAGUAUUUAUAAGAUGAUGGUAAAUGUUGCUGUAGAAAAAUAUUUUACAGAAGUUUGUCAAAGUGACGAUAAUCUCUGUAAUCCACUGAUGAUAGGAAAUCAUUUGCUAUGUGAAAUGGCUAAAGUUCCAGCUCUUAGUAAAGCAACAAUUUUAGAAGAAAUUCGAGAAAUACGAAUAAAAUCCAUUAUAUCUGAAUUUUUUAACGAUCACUCCUUAUGUAAUCGUAAUGAUAAGCUACUUAUGAGAACCCAAAUAAUAGCUACUUUAGCUAAACGUAUAAGUGAAUUGGAAAAAGUAAGCAGUGCAACAGAAAACUUCAAUAAAAUAAAAAAUAUUAUUGUAAAAUGUCUUAAUAAAUUAGAUGAAAAUGUAGAGGAAAAAGAUAUCAAUUUAUUGGUCCAAAGUUUACAAAAUCUUCCAGAAACAGAAAUAGCGGCUGCUUCAGAAAGUAGAUAUGAGACACCUCUACCAUUCAUUAAUGAUGAUCAAAGGUAUAAUCAAAGUAUCCACGCACCAGCACAACAUCAAACUAGAUAUAAUAAAGAUAAUCAGAACACAGAAAAUGGAAAGUGGACAUCAUUACUCUCAGUGACACCCAAAGAUCAUGAUGCACCUACUGCAAAUUCAGAAGUUACACAAAGAUCGCAACUCAAUGGCCAAAUUGCUUAUAACAGCAUCAGGGAAUCUAAAACGAAUUACUCUGAUUUCAAAAGAGGAGUUGUGCUAACUUCUUCAAUAAGAAAAAAGGGAUCAAAUGACGAGAAGGCUACAUUAGAACCCAAUCAAAAAAUUGAACGUAAGUCAACCAUUGUAGGCAAAAGUGCUGUUGCUGAUAAACCUAUAGAACCUACAACACCUGGGCAAGUUACAAAGUCUUUUACCCCAAAUUUACAGGACCAUCAAAAACUAUCAGAGCAGGACGGCACGUUUGAAGAAGACGCCAGUAUGCAACGGGCAAACUCAAUACAUACUUCCUAUAAAGCAGCAAAUGAUCAGCAAAGUAUUCCACCAACUUAUGCAUUUACCAGUCCAAUACGACCACCACAAUUCCAGCAAAAUAGGUCAGGACCAAGACAACUAGCACCAAAUACUGAAAACCAGAUUCCAAUUGAUCCAUCAUCAAUGCCAAAUAAUAGAAAAACGAAACUUCCUCCUUACAAAUCAAAGCAAUCAUUACGAAAUGAAAAUUUACGUCAACCAAUACGAAAGACGACAUAUCGCAAGGUCUCGCAACAAGUCCCUCGAGAGGUCUCACAACAGGUCACGCAAAAAAUACCUCCUUUAGCCCAACCAAAAGCCAAUAACCAAUCAAAUUUAUUCAAUGCUUCAAUCACUGAUCUAAAAUCCUCAUCCAAAAAAGAAACAAUCAAACACGAAAAAACUAUAGUUUCUAGUUCUUCAUUAGAUGAUGAAGCAAGGGAUAGGUUUCCUACUUCAUCAUCAAUCACGCUAACAAAAUCAUCAGCACCAUUGAGAAAUAUAAGAGAACCGAAUCCUUUUUCUAUAACACCACAAUCAUCUUCUAUAACUCCCCCUUUUACUACACGAAGACCUACAUCAGACUUAAAUAUACCAUGCCGUAAAAGGAAACCCUCUUUCUUCUUCAAUCCAUCGGAUGUAAUAGAAUCUAGUAGACCUGUCCAAAGACUAGGAUGUAUUGGUUCUGCCCAGUAUACACAAACUGUGGAAAAGAAAUGUAGAAAGGAAGAAUACCUCACAUUAGAUAAAGAGGAUGGAAGCGCGGAAUGCAAGUGUGGAAAAUGGAGGAGAAGACUUUGUAGAAGCGAAAUACCAGUUUGUCGCGCGCACAAGAAGAGGCGCUGCAAAAUUUGUAGUGACUCGAGGCUUUUUUGUUACAAGAUGCCCCCUUGUCAAUAUCCUGGAUUUUAUUAUUAUUAAAUUAAAAAAUAUUGUGAAAUAGGUAUUGAAAAAUUAAAUAAAAAUAAC
Messenger RNA from Maniola jurtina (meadow brown), 5132 nucleotides. RefSeq lists its product as uncharacterized. Gene Ontology annotation, biological process: iron-sulfur cluster assembly. Lineage: Eukaryota; Metazoa; Arthropoda; Insecta; Lepidoptera; Nymphalidae. Gene Ontology annotation, molecular function: ferric iron binding. The record is from RefSeq and is a predicted model, not a curated record. The transcript has a single exon. The coding region runs from base 75 to 5084 and encodes 1669 amino acids.